CUCGCUAUAGUCAUCAUGGCUCCUCCGCUUGCAGACAUUCUGCAUAGAGGCGUGACCACAACUCUGGCCGCCAUCACCGUCUGGGGUUUAUACGCUGGUGUCUCUAUCCACCAGGACACGUUACGAAGGGGUCGUGAGCUGGUAGCCAAACAAGAAGCGGAGGCAGCGAAACACGCAGAGCUCGGGCAGCUGACGCAUUUGGAUGAGGCACGCGAACAAGCUCUCGCUGAAGCGGCCACCAACGCCCUUUUACCUUCGAGCAAAUCUGCAUGAAACGGAUAAGUCAUAUCGCGUGUGUGCCAUCACAUCGAGUGCACGGACUACCGUAUGAUAUGCGCCAUCUGUCCGCCUUACUCACUGUCAAAUGGCGGAGAUUGCGUGUGACCACGAGCUCGAGCCGGAGCGCCGAGGUCUGUUUUUUCCCCAUCGGGGCCACACCGGUGCACCGCGCUGCAUCAUCGGGUUGUGGGUCAGAAGCGGUUGUCCUGUCGUCGUUAGCGCUGCCCUGUAUCGUACCGAAGUCAUCUAAUAGAGAAUGUACAGCAUCGUACGUUUGGGGAGUCGUUUGCCUCCAUGUGCAGCGCCUGCUGCGCGCCACGAU
Punctularia strigosozonata HHB-11173 SS5 is the source of this 601-nucleotide messenger RNA. RefSeq lists its product as uncharacterized. The record is from RefSeq and is a predicted model, not a curated record. NCBI's taxonomy places the organism in Eukaryota, Fungi, Basidiomycota, Agaricomycetes, Corticiales, Punctulariaceae. The coding region runs from base 16 to 273 and encodes 85 amino acids. The transcript has 4 exons.